Messenger RNA from Drosophila innubila, 1026 nucleotides. Its product is annotated as dnaJ homolog subfamily C member 8. Gene Ontology annotation, cellular component: nucleus. The transcript has 3 exons. The coding region runs from base 96 to 860 and encodes 254 amino acids. The record is from RefSeq and is a predicted model, not a curated record. Lineage: Eukaryota; Metazoa; Arthropoda; Insecta; Diptera; Drosophilidae.
AGUUGAACAGCACUGGCAACAUCUUGUGCAUUUGCAACAAAAAGUAAACGAAAAUUGUAAUAAAAGUCGCAAAGUAACUGAAACAACAACACAAAAUGUCCAAAACGACGUUGAGAGAUGAGCCAUGCACUUCAAAAGAGUCCUUCGAGGACUUUUAUACCGAAGUGAAAGAAAUUGAAAAACGCGAUUCAGUACUAACUCCUACUCAACAAAUUGAUCGUUUACUUCGUCCAGGUUCCACAUACUUCAAUCUGAAUCCAUUUGAGGUGCUCCAGAUUGAUCCGGACGUCGAAGUGGCCGACAUUAAAAAGCGUUAUCGCACACUGUCUAUACUGGUGCAUCCGGACAAGAAUCACGAUAACCAGGAACGCGCCCAAAUGGCAUUCGAUAUUGUAGCACGAUCCUGGAAAAUAUUAGAAAACGAUCUCACGCGCAAAAAGUGCCUGGAAGUCUACGAGGAAGCCAAGGGACGCACAGAUCAUAUGAUUGCCGAAAAGCGUAAAAAGCUUAAAAAGGAGGGCAGAUCUUUUGAGCCCAUACCAGAGGAUGAUCCUGUUAAGUAUAAGCAUGCCAUCUAUGUCAUGGUCAUGAAACUCUUUGCCGACAUGGAGCGACGACGACAAAAGCUCGAUCAACGGGAUCAGGAGGAGCGCAAGCGGAAGCGAGAAACGGAAAUCGAGGAGGAGGAACGGGUCAAGGCGGAUCGCGAAUGGCAGCAAAACUUUGAGGAAUCUCGUCAGAGUCGUGUCAACAGCUGGCAUGACUUUCAAUCCGGCGCGGGCAAAUCCAAAAAGACUAAGAAACCCAAACAUAUGACAGGCAUGAUGGUACCGCCAAAAUUUAAACCCGAAACACGAUGAAAAAUCCCACAUCCAAAUUCGAUUUCACGUCCACGUCGCGUUGUUUUAAAUACAUCCUAUACAUAUAUAUAUAUAUAUUUUUACAUUUUUAUAAGUAUCCUUUGGAAUUGUAAUUGACAUGAUGCAUAAUUUGUAGUUUUUAAGAAAGCCGAAAAAAAUGUUGAAA